AUGUGAAACUCCUCCACAGUGAGUAGACGUUAUGCUUCUGUAAUAUUACAUCUGAGUCUGGUACUAACUGAUGAUCUGCUAAACUCGUCAGAUGUGAAACUCCUCCACAGUGAGUAGACGUUAUGCUUCUGUAAUAUUACAUCUGAGUCUGGUACUAACUGAUGAUCUGCUAAACUCGUCAGAUGUGAAACUCCUCCACAAAUGCACAAAGUUCAUAAGUGAGUGACGAAUGGGAACCCUCCUGAGAGACGACCGUCGAGGUACUUUUCAUAUUAUCCAAUUCUUCAUACCUAAUAGCAAAAUACGAUGCACUUAUUUUCGAUAUUGUUAUCCGCCCUAUUAUCCAUACCUGUGUGUCGGGGCGCUCGCAUCCUGGCUCUUCUACCAGAGAACUGCCGAAGUCACUACAUUGUAAUGGAGCCUCUACUACUGGAGCUACACAACAGAGGGCACCAUCUCACAGUCGUAACCAGCUUUCCCCAGAAGGAACCUCUGGAGAACUUCACAGAAAUCGACUUCUCUUCACAACUUCCAGCACCUACAAAUCAAUUUAAUUUGGAAAUCAUCAGAAGAAGGUUAUCAAAUAUGUAUGUAACAGCCUCAUUUGAAAUAGAGUUUAGCUUGGCCAUGUGUCAUGAAGUGCUUGGCAAUGAAAGAGUGCUGAAACUCCUGGAAGAAAAAUUUGACCUAGUGAUAUUGGAAAUUUUUGCUGCCGAUUGCUUUACCUAUUACCCGUACAAAAUGAAAGUUCCCUUCAUUAAUUUUAUUUCCAGUACAGUGCUACCGUGGGCUACCGAACGUACGGGACUUCCUGACAACCCAUCAUACAUACCUAACUAUUUCGUCAGCUACCGCCCUGAUAUGACGUUCUUUCAAAGGACUUUCAACACAGUUUCUCUUUAUUUUAUGAAAAUAUUUUAUAAGUAUGAAUCAGAGUUCUCUGCUUGGAGAAUUGCCGAAGACGUGUUCGAUGAGAAACUACCACCUAUGGAUGAAAUCAAUCGGCAGACGUCGCUAAUAUUUGUUAAUAGCCACUUUACUCUUUCGCAAAGUCGACCUUUCACUCCCAACGUUAUAGAGGUCGGAGGAAUCCACAUAAAGGAUGUUCAACCUUUACCCAAGGAUAUAAAGGAUUUUCUGGAUGGCGCUAAUGAAGGAGUGAUCCUGAUGAGCUUUGGGUCGUUAGUUCUUUUCUCAUCGUUGCCACCACAAAUGAUCCGCAUGUUCCUGGAUGUAUUCGGUACUCUACCACAGAGGGUCAUUUUAAAGUACGAGGAUGAACUACUGGAUGUACCUCCCAACGUUAUGUACAAGAAAUGGCUUCCACAGUCUGAUAUAAUAGCCCAUCCGAAUGUUCGGCUUCUGAUCACCCAUUGUGGGAUAGCCAGUGUAACAGAGGCUGUCUACUAUUCCAAACCUAUGGUGGCUAUUCCUCUUUUUGCUGAUCAAUAUAAAAAUGCGUGGGAUGUAGUGAAUCGUGAGGUUGGCAUCCUUCUGGAUUUCAACAAUCUAUUACAGAGGGACUUCUCUCAAGCGGUCAAGGCAGUUUUGGAUAAUCCAAGAUACUCAGAGAACAUGAGGCGAUUGUCGAAGCAAUUCCAGGACAGGCCGAUGACGCCGCUGCAGACAGCAGUCUACUGGACAGAGUACGUCAUCAGACACCAGGGGGCGCCACACUUGCGUCCAGCGUCCGUCAAUCUACCGUUCUAUCAGUACUUGCUGCUUGACGUCAUCGCAGUACUUGGAGUUUCAUUAAUUUUUGUCUUAGGCUUCCUUUAUUACAGCAUACGUUUGAUUCUUAAACUUAAAAAAUUUGUUGUGUAUAGACGUAGAUCAAAUAAAAAUAAAAAUGAGUAAGUUUUUA
Homalodisca vitripennis (glassy-winged sharpshooter) is the source of this 1864-nucleotide messenger RNA. Its product is annotated as UDP-glucosyltransferase 2-like. NCBI's taxonomy places the organism in Eukaryota, Metazoa, Arthropoda, Insecta, Hemiptera, Cicadellidae. Gene Ontology annotation, molecular function: UDP-glycosyltransferase activity. The transcript has 6 exons. The record is from RefSeq and is a predicted model, not a curated record. The coding region runs from base 307 to 1857 and encodes 516 amino acids.